Sturnus vulgaris (Common starling) is the source of this 1259-nucleotide messenger RNA. It is a transcript of the gene TIPIN, whose product is annotated as TIMELESS interacting protein. Gene Ontology annotation, biological process: DNA damage response; replication fork processing; replication fork arrest. Gene Ontology annotation, cellular component: replication fork protection complex; nucleus. The record is from RefSeq and is a predicted model, not a curated record. Gene Ontology annotation, molecular function: DNA binding. NCBI's taxonomy places the organism in Eukaryota, Metazoa, Chordata, Aves, Passeriformes, Sturnidae.
UCCUCCAGAUCGCUUUUCCGAGAGGGAGGGGAAAAAAGACUUCUUUGUGGCAAUGUUAGAUCCUUUAGAGAACAACUUGUUUGAUCUUCCUGAUUAUGAGAACACAGAAGACGAAAGAUUCCCACCUUUUCCACCUCCUGCCUCUCCGGGAAGAGACGAUGCAGAGUGGGCUCAGGCGAAUGGAGAUCCAGAUGGAAACCAGCAGUCCCAAACAAAGGAUUCUGCUGUGACCACACAGAAAGCAGUUAAAAGACCAAGGCCUAGAUUAGAUGCCCAGAGGUUAGUUUCAGAAAGAGGGCUCCCAGCUCUGAGAAACAUGUUUGACAACGUGAAAUUCAAGGGUAAAGGGCACGAGGCAGAGGACCUGAAGACACUCAUACAACACAUGGAGCACUGGGCUCACAGGCUGUUCCCAAAACUGCAGUUUGAGGAUUUUAUUGACAGAGUGGAGACUUUGGGAAACAAAAAGGAAGUUCAGACCUGCCUUAAGCGGAUUAGACUUGAUCUUCCUAUUUUACAUGAAGACUACAAAAAUAACGAAGAAGGAGAAGAGGAAAGCAAUGGGCUGGAUGCAGCUGCUGGAGAUGCACAUCCCCACCCUGGCAAUGCCGAAGAACUGAAUUCCCUGCCUGGGGCCACUCUGACGGAGGAGCAGCAGGAGCGGAUGAGGAAGAACCGGCAGCUGGCCCUGGAGCGGAGGCAGGCGCGGCUGCAGGGCCUCAGCCAGUCCCAGCACCAGGAGCUCCCCAGUAGUUACCCAGAAGAGGAGUUUGACAGCCCAGUUGCUCAGGAUCCCACUGACCUUACUGAAGACACUCAGGUUCCUGCAGCCAAGGAUGCUCCCACAGAAGAAGAUGGAGAUGAUGAACUGGAAUGGGGCAGGGAAGAGCAGUAAUUUCUCCACACUGUGAAUGCCUUUCUUGACCAAAAGAUCCCCCCUGCUUUAAGUACUGUUAUUCUACUGAAAUGUUGCUGGCUCUUGGCACUCCAGAAGCUUUAGGGAAAUCUUUCCCAUGGUGUCACUGAAGGACAGAACUCUUCCCUGGAAGCUGCAGAGGAGCAGAUCUGUACACCAGGAAACAGAACAAAAGUUCUUCAGCUGCACUUGAGCCAUAUUUUCCACCUCCCAAAACGUUUUUUAGGAAAUGUUUAUGAGUUUUUGGACCUACUUUGAAUAUAGUUUAUAAUUUAUAUUAAACUGAAUUAACUGGGAUGUUGAUGGAUUAAGUUGCUAUUAAAGGUGUGUUGUUUGGGGUUUU